AAUAUGCCCCUCAGAAGAAUCAUAAGACUACGUCAGCGAGCCCUUAUGAAAGUUUAGAUAUGAUUAAUUUUAUGAAACCUGAGGCUGAAGUCUUCGAUUCUUAUAGCUAUGAGAAACCACAGCGACUAAGCGCCGCGGAUUUCCAGCUGCCGCGCCUGCGCCGCUCGCGUCACGAUCCGCGCGAGCCCGCGCCGCACACCGCGCGUGCGCACACCCGUCUGCGCAGCCGCCAGCUCGCGCACCACGCCAAGAGGAAGUGCUCCUACGCAAUGUUCCCUUUUUUUUCCCAUAAAAACAAAACCAAGCCCAAACCGCCGGGACCCAAACACGACAAGCGGAAAUCCCACUCAUUCCACUUCUCCAAAACCAAGGACCGCUUCCCCCCUUCCGAUAAACGGGAAAAGAAAAAUCACAUCACGGAAAAAAUCGAAGUCACCACCAUCAAAGAUAUCACGCAGAACAGCAAACUGAAACCAGCGAAAAUAGUACAUAAUAGCCGAUUAUACUUCGCGAAUCCUUAUAGAAUUGAUGAAGGGAACUUUGGGAUUUCAGGAGCGAGUAGGUAA
Molecule: messenger RNA, 566 nt
Organism: Leguminivora glycinivorella
Lineage: Eukaryota; Metazoa; Arthropoda; Insecta; Lepidoptera; Tortricidae
Exons: 3
Coding region: 60-566 (168 amino acids)
Source: RefSeq, a predicted model, not a curated record